GACGAGGCUCCGCCCCGGAAAGGGGGAGACGAGGGCGGGGUUAGCUCAGCUGUUGUGGGAUUUGUAGGUUCCUGGGUGUUUUAAGGAAGAUGGCGGUGCAGGCGACAGACGGGAUUCGUUUGAGCGCGCUAAGCCCCAAAUUCCUGCAUACCAACUCCACAAGUCAUACGUGGCCUUUCAGUGCAGUGGCUGAACUUAUUGAUAAUGCCUAUGAUCCCGAUGUUAAUGCCAAGCAAAUAUGGAUUGAUAAAACUGUAAUUAAGAGCAAUAUAUGUCUGACAUGUACAGACAGUGGGAACGGUAUGACUCUGGACAAGCUGCACAAGAUGCUCAGCUUUGGCUUCAGUGAUAAAGUUGCUGUGCAUGGCCAUGUUCCUGUCGGACUUUAUGGAAAUGGGUUUAAAUCAGGAUCCAUGCGGCUGGGAAAAGACGCCAUCGUGUUCACCAAAAAUGAAUCUGGCAUGCAUGUAGGCAUGUUAUCCCAGUCCUACUUGGAGAAAAUCAACGCAGAGCAUGUCCUGGUCCCAAUCAUAUCAUUCAACAAGCACAAGCAGCUUGAACAGACGCCUGACUCGGAGGCAAAUUUAAGGGCAAUAACCACUUACUCUCUGCUGAACAAUAUGAAAGAGCUCUUAGCUGAACUGGAUGCAAUUACCGGCCGGAAGGGAACACGGAUCAUUAUCUGGAACCUGCGGAGGGACAAACGUGGGUUCCCGGAAUUUGACUUUGAUUAUGAUAAAUAUGACAUUCUGAUACCUGCAGAGAUAGACGGUACAAAGAGAGGCUAUAAAAAGCAGGAACGAGUGGACCAGGUUGCCCCCGACAGCGACUAUUCUUUGAGAGCUUACUGUAGCAUUUUGUAUCUAAAGCCAAGAAUGCAGAUUAUUUUGAGAGGACAAAAGGUUCAAACACAGCUGGUCUCUAAAAGCCUUGCACUCAUAGAAAAAGAUGUCUACAGGCCGCAGUUUUUGCAACCUAAAACCAUAAAAAUCAUAUUUGGAUAUAACUGCCGGAACAAGGAGCAUUAUGGAGUGAUGAUGUACCAUAAAAACAGGCUCAUUAAGGCGUAUGUAAAAGUUGGCUGCCAAUUAAAGGCUAAUAACAUGGGAGUUGGGGUUGUCGGAGUCGUUGAGUGUAACUUUCUAAAGCCAACACACAAUAAGCAGGAUUUUGAUUAUACAAAUGAGUAUAGGCUUACCUUGUCUGCGUUGGGCUUUAAGCUGAAUGAUUACUGGAAUGAAAUGAAAGUAAAAAAGAAUUCUCACCCUCUAAGUCUUCCUGUAGAAGAUAUACAGAAAAAGCCCGACCAGUUGUGGGUUCAGUGUGAUUCAUGUCUUAAAUGGAGGAAAGUGCCAGAUGCAAUGGGAAAGUUAGCUGAUAAAUGGUACUGCAGUAUGAACACAGACCCACAAUUCAGAGAUUGUACGGUGGCUGAAGAGCCUGAAGAUGAUGAUGACAUUACUCACUCCACGUAUGAAAAGACCUAUAAGAGAAGGAAAUCUGAACAACUUCAACAGAUGGCAGCAGAAAAACCUACAUUUCUAUUCACACCACAGAAUAAGGAAAUGCUGCCAAGUUCUGGUCAGAGGUUUUUAACACCAAAUCAAAGCCAGGGGACAGAUCUCAACAAAAGUUGUAAACGUCCACUAUCUAAUGAGAAUGCAUCUGCUAAGAAGCAAAAGCUCAACGGCUCAGAUACUAUUGAUCUACUUCAAUGGAGUGAUGAAGAUGAAGGCGAUGUUAUUAUAAUAGAAGAUAACAGCACCGCAAAGCCAAAAAAUGAUAAUUUGAAAUCCAAUUCACAUCCGAUCGCCACUGAAAAGCUAAAUCAUAGGUCACAUGGUGCUGAGAACUUGAAAGGAAAUGAUCCCAUCCUAACUUCUGAAUCCAUUCCUAGAGGUGAGACUUCAGCAGUGGCAACCCAGACGGAAAGGAAAACUUUGGACUUUAAAAAAGAAGAAGGAAGCAAUGAUUACAGCUGUCAAGAAAACCAACCGAUGCCAGACUCCAACCUUUACAUCAACUGUAAUGGAAUUGCCCAAUAUGAAAUGGACCAAACCCAUCAUCAGGACAAUUCUGUGGAUGCAACAGACUGUGAAAAAGAAAGUCUGAAUAGGUACUGUGAAGAGCUGCUUCUCAGGGUGAAGGGAUUAGAAGGAGAGGUCACAGAACUGAGACGCAAUCAGUUUAAGAAAGAAGGUUCUCAUCAGGUGACACAGACUGAUGUCAGCCCACCGAACCCUACUGAUGUUCCUUCCAAACAGUUGGUAGCGCAGUAUGAAGAGGCCCUUAAAGAAAUAAACAGGCUGAAAGUGCAGUGUGAAAUGCUGCAGAACAUGAAGGCUGCGCCAGGCACAAAGCCUACAAAACCAACAGAGGACAGCAGUGACAUGGAUGAUAUGGCUUUGCAGAUGGACAGUUUAUUCAGACAGCUGGAUACGUGUUCCACUGAAAGGGAUCAGUAUAAAAGUGAGGCUGAACAGUUAAAGCAUCAGUCCGCGCAGAUAGAAUGUCAAACCCAGCAGCUCGAAACCCAAAUUGAACAGCUGAAGCAUAUGGUCCAAGACAUGGCGAAGAAAGAAAGUGCUUCAACCAGUGCAGCAAAGGUGGACGAGCCUAGCCUUAAGUUACGAUCUCUGCGGAUAAACGUGGCUCAGCUGCUGACCACCUUGAUGCCCGACCUGCAGUUACAAGCUCUAAACUAUGACGUCGACGUGAUUGACGAGAUUUUGACCCAAGUGUUAGAGCAAACCGAGAAUCAAGUGAAUGAACAUGAAUAAAACCGGAUGCAACACAGGGCGCACCCCCCCCCCCCCCCAAUUUGCUGCUAAAUGUGACUGGAACUUCUCAGGCCCCUUGGUACAAAAGUGCAAAAAAUAGAAGAAAAAAAAAAUAGAACUUUUUAAAACAAAAUUUUUAUGCACAGUUAUUACCUCAUUUUUUUACGAUAUUACGGAUAUGAAGUUUUUAUUUAGUUUAUUUUUUCAUUAAAUAAAAAAAAAAAUAACAUGCCAA
This is a messenger RNA of Xenopus laevis (African clawed frog), 3015 nucleotides long. It is a transcript of the gene morc3.S, whose product is annotated as MORC family CW-type zinc finger 3 S homeolog. Gene Ontology annotation, biological process: chromatin organization. The record is from RefSeq and is marked provisional. NCBI's taxonomy places the organism in Eukaryota, Metazoa, Chordata, Amphibia, Anura, Pipidae. Gene Ontology annotation, molecular function: zinc ion binding; ATP hydrolysis activity. Gene Ontology annotation, cellular component: nucleus; nucleoplasm; PML body.